AUGGCACUAAAUCCAAAUCGUACUCUAGCUCAGUUCCUUGGCCAUUUGUCCCAAGUCACCGAUUUUCGAAAUGCUGACGGCACCGUUCGCGAUCCGCUCAAGGGUUUUCGCCCCUUCUUGUCUCUUGUGUACCAGUCUGAGUUUGACGACAUGGUUCUCAAGGCUGACGCAGAUGCGUACUGUGCUCGCAACGCCCAAUCCCUCCAGCGAAAGGCUCGUGAAGAAUCCUCCAAGUUGUUCAAGUGCAACAUGAAGCGUGCUCAGUACUCGGACGACGUCGUUGCCGCCAACACCAACGCUCAGGCUUGGUUCGUCAGCAAGUGUGCUGACAUCGACAGCCAGCUGGUCGCUAACAUGACCCGCAUCAAGGGCGGAAAUGCUCUGCUUCCCGUUACGAUUCCUAGCUCGGUGAGCUCAUCGAUGAACUUGACCACUACGGCUAUCUGUUCUUCAGUCAUCUCCGGAUUUGGGGCCAGUUCGGUCCCUGGGUCUACCAGGAACCUCAUGCUGGACCCCAACCUCACAUCCUCUCGGUGUUCUGGGGGGAAUUCCCACCAUAGCACUUGCAGAUACUUCGGUCCCGCUUCGUUGUAG
Molecule: messenger RNA, 594 nt
Organism: Seminavis robusta
Lineage: Eukaryota; Bacillariophyta; Bacillariophyceae; Naviculales; Naviculaceae
Source: the annotation of a GenBank genome assembly